Nanorana parkeri is the source of this 1379-nucleotide messenger RNA. It is a transcript of the gene SS18L1, whose product is annotated as SS18L1, nBAF chromatin remodeling complex subunit. Gene Ontology annotation, cellular component: nucleus. Lineage: Eukaryota; Metazoa; Chordata; Amphibia; Anura; Dicroglossidae. Gene Ontology annotation, biological process: positive regulation of dendrite morphogenesis; positive regulation of transcription by RNA polymerase II. The coding region runs from base 109 to 1323 and encodes 404 amino acids. The transcript is spliced from 11 exons. The record is from RefSeq and is a predicted model, not a curated record. Gene Ontology annotation, molecular function: transcription coactivator activity.
UGCUGCGUAGAAUAAGAAUCCUCUGGCUAGCAAUAAGGGUGCAGAUAUUAAGAAUAUCUGUAAUAAUUUAUUCUGCUCAGACACGCACAGGUCCAGAGGGGGGGAAUCAUGUCUGUGGCCUUUGCUGCAGCCAGACCCAGAGGAAAAGGAGAAGUCACCCAGCAAACUAUACAGAAGAUGCUGGAUGAGAAUCACCAUCUGAUACAAUGUAUAAUGGAUUAUCAGAGCAAGGGGAAGACUGCCGAGUGCACACAAUACCAGCAGAUCCUGCACAGAAAUCUGGUGUAUCUCGCCACUAUAGCAGACUCCAAUCAGAACAUGCAGUCUCUGCUUCCUGCGCCGCCGACGCAGAACAUAAACCUGGGCCCCGGAGGGAUGAGCCAAACGGGCCCCAGCCAGACGCUCCACACACAGGGCAACCUGAGCGAUGCGCUGGGUGCCAGCCUGACGCCCUCCUCCCUCAUGCCGAACCAGAUCAGCAACGGGCCCAACCACGUGUCUAUGCAGCAGUCUGGUCAAGCCACGAUGCCCGCAACCAGCAUGAGUAUGGCAGUGAGCUCCCACGGUACGGCUCCUGGGUAUAGUCAUGCUGUGUCCAGCUCUCAAAAUUUGCCAAUGCAAAGCCAGGGCACCAUAGGAAAUUAUGUGUCAAGGGCUAAUAUGAACUUGCCAUCCAAUCCAGUGUCCAUGAUGCACCAGCAAGCUGCCAGCUCGCAUUACACCACAGCACAAAGUGGAGGCCAGCACUACCAAGGGCAAUCUUCCAUCUCCAUAAUGAGCCAGAGUAACCAAGGAAGCAGCAUGAUGGGUCAAAGGCCUUUGGGACCAUACAGAGCAUCACAGCAAGGCUCCACCCAGCAAUACAUUGGCCAGGAAGAGUAUUAUAGCGAGCAGUACGGACACAGCCAAAGUUCCUCGGAUUCUAUGAGCCAGCAAUAUUAUACAGACGGACACAGUGAGUACGCUUACCAACAACCCACCUAUGGGGAGCAGAGCUACGACAGGACAUUUGAUGACUCCUCGCAACAUUACUAUGAAGGAGGAAACGCCCAGUACAGCCAGCAGCAGAGUGGAUAUCAGCAGGGAGCAGGACAGCAACAAGCGUACACCCAGCAGCAGCAGUACUCCAGUCAACAGAACUAUCCGGGGCAGCAGCAGCAGGGAUACGUUCCAGCACAGGGCUCUUCCUCACAGUAUUCCACCUACCAGCAAGGCCAGACCCAGCCAUAUUCCAGCUACCGGGCACCCCAGACAGCAUCCUCCGCCCAGCAACAGAGGCCAUACGGUUACGGCGAGGGUCAGUAUGCAAACUACCAGCAGUAAGCCAGCACUUUGGUCCUCCGACAGUCAAAUCACGGGUCUGAGGCUAACAGGACUGC